Messenger RNA from Nerophis ophidion (straightnose pipefish), 4412 nucleotides. It is a transcript of the gene best4, whose product is annotated as bestrophin 4. Bases 687 to 1802 code for a protein of 371 amino acids. Gene Ontology annotation, cellular component: plasma membrane. The record is from RefSeq and is a predicted model, not a curated record. The transcript is spliced from 4 exons. NCBI's taxonomy places the organism in Eukaryota, Metazoa, Chordata, Actinopteri, Syngnathiformes, Syngnathidae. Gene Ontology annotation, molecular function: protein binding; chloride channel activity.
GCGUUGUUUCACAGGAAACUGCAGAGGAUGUUGCAUUGUUUUGGGACUGAGAUCAUCCAGAUCCCCCCCGGAUUUAUGGCGUGACACACCUUAAUAAAUCCUGCUUGCGAAAUGUGGUUGUGUACAGUACUUACAAAAAGCCAAAGGUCAUCUACUCUAUGGAAAAAGGCCGAACAAGCCUCUCUUAUCGCCUUGAUGACGUGCGAGCUUUCCUCUUGCAAGCUUUUCAGCCGUGCAGCAUGCAAAUCAGAGAGAGGAUCGUUCUGCAGGUGACAAAGUUUCAUCUUUACACUUCCCAGACUUCCUUUUAAGUUCCCCAAAAACUGUGUUUAUAAAGCGACUCAUCAACUAAACACACCCGCAUGACUUUGGAGCAGCGCUCUUGUCACGUCAGGGAUUUCGCAGCUUACCGCGGGGUCGGUUUUCCCAGGAAUGCAGACGGACUACUCCGGACAAGGCGUGCAGGUAUUUCCAAAGCUGCAUCUCAACCUCUCCCCGUCAGUGAUCGAACAGCUAAGGCUUGUUUCUCCUUAUCCAGCCAAACACAGCACUCCUGAUCCAGAACUACAGCGUCACCAUGCCGACGGCCGCCAUAUCUGUAGCAACCAGGCAUCCUCAGAGGAGUUUGGCCGUUUAUGAUGUUUCUACGCAGGCCGGGACCCACUGAGACCACAGAGUGUUGAGAGAUGCUUCAUCAGUGGAGCCUCCUCGUCGUCACUCUGCUGAGGACGGGGCUCGUGGGGGGCUGCCUGUGUCCACCUGCCACCAUCUUGUCUGCGCUCCCAACCGAGGUCCCCGUCACCGUCUGUUGCCUAAACUUCUCCGGCUCCACUUUGGACCAGGUGCAGUGGUCUCGGCUGACCAACCAGACCGGCCUGCAGAUUCUGGAUCUUUCCCACUGCAACAUCACCUCAGUGAAGCUGGCAGGGGUGGGGGCCUCCUUGCUGGAAAAGGUUUACUUGGGCCACAACGGAAUAGCAGUUCUGCCACAGAACUUCCUGGCCGGACAGCCCCGCUUGGAGGAGGUGGAUCUCAGCCGGAAUAGACUUAAGAAGCUCCCAGAAGGUUUCCUGCAGGAUUCGGACAACCUGAAGAGGUUGUUUCUGCAGGACAACCAGCUUCGCUUCCUUCCAGCCUCGGUGCUGCAGAGGCCCGCUCUGCAGAGCUUGGAGCUGGCCGGGAACCCUUGGGACUGCUCCUGCUCUUUCCUGGAUGUCCUGCGGGAGAACAAGGACACAAAGACAGAGGGCUUGACGAGAAACUGGACGUGCGUCUCCCCCUGGAAACUGUCAGGCCGGGCGGUGUGGUCCGUGAACUUCAGCGACGUGUGCCGCCCGACCAGCCUCACUGCCCUCUUCAUUGCCCUCCCGCUCCUCAUCCUUUCCACCCUCGUGGUCUGCUGGUGCUGCGGGAGGAAGAGGAAAGAAGCCCCCAUGUUGGGGGCCUCCAAAAAAAGGACUUGCCGUUUCCAUGGCACCGGGGCGAAAGGUCCCCGCAAGAUGCCGGCCCCUGAAAGUGCCGAGAAGAAGUCGAUCGACAGCGUCAAGGUUCCAAAACUCCUGGGCGAUGAAGAGAAGGAGGUCCAGAAGGGUUCUGUGGAGUCUCUCCCGCCAGGCUUCGGCUCCCCAGAGGCAAAGCCGAGCAAGUCCGAGUUUGACUCAGUUAGUGUGACGGAGGUGUUGAAAGACUCGACGGCCCGGGAGAAAGCGUACAUGACUCAGUCCACGGAAUAUUAUAGUCUGGUACCAGGAAUACAGUUGGAUGACUCAGACCAUGGCGAGUAUGACAAGGUGGACAUUUAAAGGCCUACUGAAAGCCACUACUAGCGACCACACAGUCUGAUAGUUUUAAGUUUCACCUUAAAACUCAUUUGUAUACUCUAGCCUUUAAAUAUACCUCCUUUUUAGACCAGUUGAUCUGCCGUUUCUUUUCUUUUUCUCCUAUGUCCCACUCUCCCUUGUGGAGGGGCUCCGGUCCGAUCCGGUGGCCAUGUACUGCUCGCCUGUGUAUCGGCUGGGGACAUCUCUGCCCUGCUGAUCCACCUCCGCUUGGGAUGAUUUCCUGCUGGCUCCGCUGUGAACGGGACUCUCGCUGCUGUGUUGGAUCCGCUUUGGACUGGACUCUCGCGACUGUGUUGGAUCCAUUAUGGAUUGAACUUUCACAGUAUCAUGUUAGACCCGCUCGACAUCCAUUGCUUUCCUCCUCUCCAAGGUUCUCAUAGUCAUCAUUGUCACCGACGUCCCACUGGGUGUGAGUUUUCCUUGCCCUUAUGUGGGCCUACCGAGGAUGUCGUAGUGGUUUGUGCAGCCCUUUGAGACACUAGUGAUUUAGGGCUAUAUAAGUAAACAUUGAUUGAUUGAUUGAUAUAUCAAUGAUGAAAUAUUAACAUUGCAACACAUGCCAAUACGGCCUUUUUAGUUUACUAAAUUACAAUCUUAAAUUUCCCGGGGAGUUUCUUGUUGAAAACGUCGCGGAAUGAUGACGCGUGAGUGUGACGUCACCGGUUGUAGCAAACAUGUUCUUCCAGCCCGAUCCAAGCUAUAAGUAGUCUGCUUUAAUCGCAUAAUUACACAAUAUUCUGGACAUCUGUGUUGCUGAAUCUUUUGCAAUUUGUUCAAUUGAUAAUGGAGACGUCAAAGAAGAAAGCUGUAGGUGGGAAGCGGUGUAUUGCGGCCGCCUUUAGCAACACAAACACAGCCGCUGUUUCCUUGUUUACAUUCCCGAAGGUGAAGCUUUACUAUGGAACAGAGCGGUCAAGCGGCAGGUUUCGGUGAGAAAAUUGUGGUAAUAAGUCGGCUCUUACCGUAGACAUGAGCGGAGCUUGCGUCCUCCUGCAGCUGCGGACUAUUACCUCCUCCCACUGGAGACACUGGCGGUCACCACACCCUUGGCCACACCCCUCCGACUUUCAGGUACCAUAUAAUCUCACUAAAACACUAGUAACACAAUAAGCAGAUAAGGGAUUUUCCAGAAUUAUCCAAGUAAAUGUGUCUAAUAACAUCUGAAUCGCUACCACUGCCCUCGCCUAUUUUUUUUCUCUAGUCCUUCACUUUCACUAUCCUCAUCCACGAAUCUUUCGUCCUCACUCAAAUUAAUGGAGAAAUUGUCGCUUUUUUGGUCCGAAUCGCUCUCGCUGCUGGUGGCCAUGAUUGUAAACAAUGUUCAGAUGUGAGGAGCUCCACAACCCGUGACGUCACGCGCACAUCGUCUGCUACUUCCAGUACAGGCAAGGCUUUUUCAUUAGAGACCAAAAGUUGCGAAUUUUAUCGUGGAUGUUCUCUACUAAAUCCUUUCAGCAAAAAUAUGGCAAUAUCGUCAAAAUGAUGAAGUAUGACACAUAGAAUGGACCUGCUAUCCCCGUUUAAAUAAGAACAUCUCAUUUCAGUAGGUCUUUAGAAUGUUUGUUUUGGAAACUCACCGCGAUGGAAAAUCCAUCCAUCCAUCCAUCCAUUUCCUACCGCUUAUUCCCUUUUGGGGACGCGGGGGGCGCUGGUGCCUAUCUCGGCUACAAUCGGGCGGAAGGCGGGGUACACCCUGGACAAGUCAUGGAAAAUCCUGUGGUUGAAAAUAUGAUUUUCCAUCCAUCAAUCCAUCUUCUUCCGCUUAUCCAAGGUCGGGCUGCGGGGGCAGCAGCCUAAGCAGGGAAGCCCAGAUUUCCUUCUUCCCAACCACUUUGUCCAGCUCUUACCGGGGAAUCCCGAGGCGUUCCCAGGCCAGCCGGGAGACAUAGUCUUCCCAACGUGUCCUGGGUCUUCCCCGCGGCCUGAACACCUCCCUAGGGAGGCGUUCGGGUGGCAUCCUGACCAGAUGCCUGAACCACCUCAUCUGGCUCCUCUCCAUGUGGAGGAGCGGAGGCUUUACUUUGAGUUCCUCCCGGAUGACAGAGCUUCUCACCCGAUCUCUAAGGGAGAGACCGCUUGUACCCGUGAUCUUAUCCUUUCGGUCAUGACCCAAAGCUCAUGACCAUAGGUGAGGAUGGGAACGUAGAUCGACCGGUAAAUUGAGAGCUUUGCCUUCCGGCUCAGCUCCUUCUUCACCACAACGGAUCGGUACAACGUCCGCAUUACUGAAGACGUCGCACCGAUCCGCCUGUCGAUCUCACCAUCCACUCUUCCCCCACUCGUGAACAAGACUCCUAGGUACUUGAACUCCUCCACUUGGGGCAGGGUCUCCUCCCCAACCCGGAGAUGGCAUUCCACCCUUUUCCGGGCGAGAACCAUGGACUUUUUUUUGCAUUACAUUGCUGUUUGCCGUGUACGCUCACAUAAAAAAUGUGCAAAACAUUCAUACUUUGGCCUAUUUUCAAUACUUCUGAUGAUAUCAAGAACUGUAUUUUUGUAAAGUUCCACUUCCUGGACAUGUAACAUAUUGAACUGAGUGAAUAAGAACCAUCAUGGCUGUUUUUGAAAUGA